Malania oleifera is the source of this 3706-nucleotide messenger RNA. Its product is annotated as ubiquitin carboxyl-terminal hydrolase 9-like. Gene Ontology annotation, molecular function: cysteine-type deubiquitinase activity. The record is from RefSeq and is a predicted model, not a curated record. The transcript is spliced from 14 exons. The coding region runs from base 289 to 3096 and encodes 935 amino acids. Gene Ontology annotation, biological process: protein deubiquitination. Lineage: Eukaryota; Viridiplantae; Streptophyta; Magnoliopsida; Santalales; Ximeniaceae.
AAAAAGAAAAGAAAAAGAAAAUGAAAAAACUUGUUAAUUCUGGUUCGGGCUUUUGGCCGUUCUUUGGUGAGGCUAUAAAUUGUGCGCGACUCAAAGUUCGGAAGGUCCGAAUGGUUGAAAAAGACGGUAAGAAGAUUUCUGAAGUCUUGUCUGCAGGAUCCGUCCGCCCUGCAAUCUAGGGUUCGUCCUACACGUUCCUCUUCAAAUUUUCGGACAUUUUCGCAACAGUCUCUUCUUUGCAGCCCGAUUUCUUCUGCGAUUUUCACUAAUUCACGGCUUAAUUGGAUCAUGACGAUUCCUGAUUCGGGCCUUCUGAUGGAGAACGGAGCAAGUUGCCUGCCUUACACUCCGGAGGAAGAGAAGCGAAUCGUGACUGAGUUGACAAAUGCAGCGGAGUCCAAUUUGAAGGAAGGGAACUUGUACUACGUUGUUUCAAACAGGUGGUUCACAAGUUGGCAGAAAUACAUUGAACAAGGCAGUGGUGAAUAUUCAAUUGGUGGCCAAUUCCCCAAUUCUCAGCAUAUGAAAAUUAUUCCAUCGAAAAUGGUAGAAAGACCUGGACCUAUCGAUAAUUCGGACCUUGUUUUGAAUGAAAAUAAUUGUGAGGGUGAUGAUUUAGAGCUUAUUAGGACACUGGAGGAAGGGCAUGAUUAUGUAUUAGUUCCUCAAGGAGUUUGGCAGAAGCUUUUUGACUGGUAUAAAGGAGGACCUGCAUUACCUAGAAAGUUAAUUUCUCAGGGUGAUCUUAACAAAAAAUUCAAUGUGGAGGUUUAUCCUCUGUGUUUGAAUAUAACUGAUUCCAGAGACAACAGCCAAUCUGUUGUAAAGUUGAGUAAAAAGGCUUCUGUAAAAGAGCUUUAUGAAAGGGUGUAUGCAGUUAAAGGAAUAAAGCAAGAGAAGCAGGUUCGUAUUUGGGACUAUUUUAAUAAGCAGAAGCAUACAAUAUUGACCAUUUCAGAACGAACUCUGGAGGAGUCAAACUUGCAGAUGGACCAAGAUAUUCUUUUGGAGGUGCAGCUUGGUGGAAGCUGGCCAUCUGGGUUUGGUAUGGAUUCUACUGGAAAUCAGUUAGCUUUGGUACCAAUAGAACCUUCAAGAUCAUCGAUGACAAUUGCAGGGGGGCCAGCGCUGUCUAAUGGCUAUUCAACAGGUCACAGUUCCAAUUUGUAUCAGGCUAGUGCUUUAAGCUCAACAUUUACAGAUAUGGAGGAAGGAUAUGAUGCUUUGAAUACCACUACAAAAGGAGAUAGGGGAGGCUUGUCCGGACUACAGAAUUUGGGAAAUACUUGCUUUAUGAACAGUGCUAUUCAAUGCUUAGUCCAUACACCACCUCUUGUUGAGUAUUUCUUGCAGGAUUAUACAGAGGAGAUCAACAAGCAGAAUCCCUUAGGGAUGCAUGGUGAGCUUGCUCUUGCAUUUGGUGAGUUGUUGAGGAAGUUAUGGUCCUCUGUCCGAACUGCAAUUGCACCACGUGUAUUUAAGGGAAAGCUUGCUCGGUUUGCUCCUCAGUUCAGCGGCUAUAAUCAGCAUGAUUCACAAGAACUCCUUGCAUUCUUGUUGGAUGGGUUGCAUGAAGAUUUGAAUCGUGUUAAACAAAAGCCAUAUAUUGAAACAAAGGACUCAGAUGGUCGCCCAGAUGAGGAAGUUGCAGGGGAGUGUUGGAAAAAUCACAAGGCACGGAAUGAUUCGUUAAUUGUGGAUGUUUGCCAGGGUCAAUAUAAAUCGACAUUGAUUUGCCCAGUUUGUGGCAAAAUUUCUAUUACUUUCGACCCCUUCAUGUAUUUGUCAUUGCCACUGCCUUCCACAGUCACUCGGAUGAUGACAAUAACUGUGUUUUAUGGCGAUGGGAGUGGUCUUCCUAUGCCUUAUACUAUAACAGUGCUGAAACAUGGCUGUUUUAAAGACCUCAGCCAGGCAUUGGGUUCUGCAUGCUGCUUGAAUAGUGAUGAAAGCCUUCUGCUUGCCGAGGUCUAUGAACAUCGGAUAUAUCGAUACUUGGAGAAUCCUUUGGAACCAUUGUCUUCAAUAAAGGAUGAUGAACAUAUUGUGGCUUAUCGACUUCCAAAGAAGCGAGCAGGAUUGACAAAAGUAGAGUUGAUUCAUAGAUGCUUAGAAAAAUGCACACCUGAUAGUUUGAAGGCUGGUGAGAGGAAGCUUUUGGGAACACCACUGGUUACUUACAUAGAUGACCUACGAACUGGAGCAGACAUUGAUGCUGCUGUUGACAGAAUGCUCUCUCCUUUAAGAAGGAAAACAAACUUUUCUUCUACAAAUGCCAAGGAGAACGGUAUUGUUUCUGAAGCUGUUGAUAAACCAUUGAACAACUGCAGUACUCGAUUUGGAACCGGGGAUGACUCAAUGGAUGGCAGAGACUCGGAAGAAAUGUCCACCAGGGAGUUGUCUUUUCAGCUUUCCAUUACUGAUGAAAGGGGUUUGAGCUGCAAGCCUAUUGAAAAGGACUCUAUAAUAAAACCCGGUCUAUCUGUAAAAGUUAUGUUGGAUUGGACUAACAGGGAACAUGAAUUAUAUGAUGCCAGCUACCUCAAGGAUCUCCCAGAGGUUUGCAAGAAUGGGUUCACUGUGAAGAAAACCAGGCAGGAAGCAAUUUCCUUAUUCUCUUGCUUGGAGGCAUUUCUAAAGGAGGAACCUCUAGGGCCAGAUGACAUGUGGUAUUGCCCUAGGUGCAAGGAGCAUAGGCAGGCCACCAAGAAGCUAGAUUUGUGGAGGUUGCCAGAUAUUCUUGUUUUCCACUUGAAACGAUUUUCAUACAGCAGAUACCUGAAGAACAAACUUGAUACCUUUGUGAAUUUCCCCAUCCAUAAUCUUGAUUUGAGCAAAUACGUGAAAAGCAAGGAUGCACCUUCGCAAUCUCACAUGUAUGAGCUAUAUGCCAUCAGCAACCAUUACGGUGGCCUAGGUGGAGGGCACUACUCUGCAUAUGCCAAGUUAAUAGAUGAGAACAGAUGGUACCAUUUUGACGACAGUCACGUUUCCCCGGUUAGUGAAGCUGAGAUCAGGACCUCGGCUGCUUACGUGCUAUUUUACCAAAGAGUUGGAUCAAAGGUGGAGCAGGGGCACCGUCACUCUGUUGUGUAGAUGCAUGAAGGCCCUGUUUGGGGUGUGGACAGUUGCAUUUUGCAGAUUUUGCAAAGAUCAUAACCAUAUUUUGCGGGAAAAAAGUUGAGAGAUUUUGAUCGUGGUAAGUAGCUGCGCUUGCAGAAACAUGGGUGCCAUUUGAACGAAGAAUGGGGACAUGUUGAUUCACAUAUAUGGAUGUAAAACCUGUGGCAGAGGAUGUGUUGGUCGGAGCAUUGUUGUGGAUUAACGUUGGUUUUCUGUUUAUUAGUUAUUUUUAUUGAUCAAAAGCAUGGCAGGAAGUAACAUUGAUUUACCUCACUAUUAUAAUUUAUGAAAAGAAAUUUUGGCAUCUCUGUGAGGUAACCAGCUUUUGUUUUGAGAUGCCUGAAUAAGCCUGUGUUUAAUCAUGUAGUGCAUAUAUUAAAAUAUGUACGCCACAGCUGAAUCUGAUUCUGCGCUGAACCUCGCUGUGGGGGUUUUCCAGGCGAUGGUUGACUUCACUUUAUGUUGAGAGUAUGGAUUUUGAAGGUAAAUUUUGAUAUAAUGUAAUAUAAAAUUAUAUUAAUUUAUUUUUUAAAUUCAUGUAUUCGAAUUUAAUCAUGAAUGAGUAUGAUUUUGAAUUACUACC